CUCGGGUUAUUUGUUCCCAAGCUCCCCAGGUUUAAGGAGUGGCGUUUUGCAUUUGGGUGCUGAGGUGUUGCGAGUUAAUAUAGCGUUUGAAGCAAAGGUGCCACACAAAAGUAAACGGGAGCUGCCCCAGAUCAAUGUGCUGCCGAUUUUCUGCUUGCUCUGUUUGCUGUUAAAGAGGUUUUCCUUUCAGCUGGUUUGUUUGCUGGGCAGUCCUACAGGCUGCUGCGGAACCAGCGUCUGCAACUUGUCCAAAGUACUGAUGGGGAUACUUUACUCUGAGCCAAUCUGCCACGCGGCGUAUGAAAAUGAUUUUGAGGAGAUAUAUAAGGCGCUGCGUGAAAGUAAUGAUGUGAACGUUCAAGAUGCGAAAUAUGGAGACACUGCAAUCAUCGCUGCAUGCCGAGGGGGCAAUAAUGAAAUGAUUGAGUUUCUUCUGACGAAAAAUGCUGACGUCAAUUUCAGAAACAAGAAGGGAAGAACAUGUUUGCAUUAUGCUGUAAGAAAAAAGUUUUCCUUCCUAGAUUACCUGCUGAUCGUCAUAUUGAUGCCCAUCUUGCUGCUUGGCUAUAUCAUAAUGGAAUCCAAGAAGAAACAGCAUGAAAGUCUGAUAAGGCUACUACUCGAAGCUGGAGCAAAUGUGAAUGCUGUAGACAAUAAAGGCAACACAGCCCUUCAUUAUGCUUGUGGAAUGAAAAAUCUAAGGACUGCUUCUAUUCUUCUUCGAGCAAACGCAGAUUCAUCUAUCGUUAAUCUGAAUAAAGAAACUCCACUGGAUAUAGCCACUCGGUUGAAGUUUUUCAAACUUGUUGGUAUUCUUCGGAAAAAAUCCUAGAGGCAGAAAGUUGAAGUUGAGCAUCUGUCCAAAAGAAAGAUGUUUUUAUUUAUGUGAGAAAUGAAUGCUCACUAAACUCCCAUUUAUACUACUUGUGCAAAAUAGUCUUUCAUCAUUCUAACAUAUUUUAUAUUUCACAAUAUUAAGCCUAGAUUAGGCUUAGACUAGACUAGCCUAGAUUGUUCCUGCUGAUUUUAGAAACUUUCAUUACAGUAAUAAGUUAUUUUGCUUGCAAUCAAGGUUGAUGGGAGAAGUUCACCAAUUAUUGGAAGGACGUUUCUGUCAAACAUGGGCCUUCACAAUGGAUUGUUACUGUGAGCCAUUUUGUCAAAGAACGACAAAACACCAAUAAUUUUAAGUUUCUUCCCUUUCUUUGCUCCAAACUAGAAUAACUAUUGCCAGCAGUAGCAAAAUAGGCCUUGUGUGUUUUGCCAGUUGCUAUGUAAGUAGAGCUUCCGGUAUUCAGUUCACCCAGUGAGAUCUUGGUAUUGCAAUUUAGUAUUGCAAUUCCCGAAACCAGAAUGUGUAAAGGCUGAUUAGUCUGCUGCCUGGAAAAAGGUUUCAAUCCCAAUUUGAAACAAAACAUUGCACAAUCCUGGGCUGAAGCACACCUUGAAACAAAUUAGUCAUUAUAAUGUGUGUAGAAAGAGCUGUUGUAGGAAAUUAUGUUGAAAUGGGGACUUGAGGUUAAAGUAUGUUAGGAAGACAUAGAGACCAGUCAUUUUGUGCCUUAUUAAAGCAAGGUGAGCAUGAUCCUCACCUGCAUGACUGAAAUGUGUGUUCUACUCAUUGGCAUCAGUCAUUGAUGAAAUAUUAAAAUAAUUGUACCACAAACA
Callorhinchus milii (elephant shark) is the source of this 1668-nucleotide messenger RNA. It is a transcript of the gene ankrd22, whose product is annotated as ankyrin repeat domain 22. The coding region runs from base 260 to 832 and encodes 190 amino acids. Gene Ontology annotation, molecular function: protein binding. NCBI's taxonomy places the organism in Eukaryota, Metazoa, Chordata, Chondrichthyes, Chimaeriformes, Callorhinchidae. The record is from RefSeq and is a predicted model, not a curated record. The transcript is spliced from 6 exons.